Molecule: messenger RNA, 3956 nt
Organism: Nicrophorus vespilloides
Lineage: Eukaryota; Metazoa; Arthropoda; Insecta; Coleoptera; Silphidae
Gene: sws
Product: neuropathy target esterase sws
Exons: 18
Coding region: 24-3848 (1274 amino acids)
Biological process (GO): phosphatidylcholine metabolic process
Cellular component (GO): endoplasmic reticulum
Molecular function (GO): phosphatidylcholine lysophospholipase A1 activity
Source: RefSeq, a predicted model, not a curated record
CAGAGGAUGAGUCCGGUGCAGUGAUGGACAUCUUCACGCUACUGGACAGCAUCGAUGGGAAGUUGGGAUCCAUGCUGAGGUCCACCUUUACCAGCCAAUUUGCCUCCACGACGUCCUACGAGCCUAUCUAUAUACUUGUGGUCUCAAUCCUCACCACUAUUCUGAUCAUCUUUGUCAUCAUAUUCAGGAGAUGGGACAAGAAAGUUAUAGAGAAAAAGGAAUCGGUGGCGUCGUCCACGCGAUUCCGGAAACGGGACAAAGCCCUAUUUUACGGUCGGAAAAUGCUGCGAAAGGUGCGUUCCAUUUCCGGUCAAGUGAGAUCAGGACAAGGACGUAAAAGGAAGAUGGUGAUGAAGUUUGCACGGAGGAUUCUGCAGCUGAAGAAAGAUAAUGAAGCCGAACAAUUAAAGGUGUUGGAACCUCCAGCGGAAUAUCUGCAGGAAGACACUUUGAGCGAUGAGAGGAUGCCUCCGGAUUUGCUGUAUAUGCUGCAAAGUGUUCGAGUUUUCGGGCAUUUCGAGAAACCAAUUUUUCUGCGCCUCUGCAAGCAUACGGAAAUUAUAACUGUUAAAGCUGGCGCUCAUCUAUUCAAUAUUGGUGAUCAAGAUGAAAAUGUGUAUAUUGUGCAAAACGGGAAAGUGAAUGUAUAUAUAACGAACCCGGAUGGUUCGGCUCUGUCGUUGAAAGUUGUGAAAACCGGCGAAUCGGUCACUUCUUUGCUGAGUUUUAUCGAUGUUUUAACUGGACAACUAAAACCUUACAAAACUGUAGCGGCUAGAGCUUUAGAGGACUCCACGAUUGUGAAGCUCCCAAUGAAAGCUUUCAACGACAUCUUCCAGGAUAAUCCAGAGAUUCUGGUGCGGGUGGUCCAGGUGAUAAUGGUCCGUUUACAGCGAGUCACCUUCACCGCUCUUCAUGAAUAUUUGGGAUUAGGAGCGGAACUUUUCAUAUCCGCGCCGAGGGCGAGAAAAUCGCAUGUCUUUGUGUCUCCGAGUAAAAAGAUGAAAUCCAACGAUGAAUUUGAUAUCGGUUCAUCCGCGCAGUCACAACCUAUUCCCGUGCCUGUGAACAAGAAUCAGAAAUCGACGUCGCCUUUGGUGAACACACCGGAUAUGAUACCGGAGUAUAAGAAAGGGGAAUUACGGGCUACACCUCCAAACAAUCCCGAUAUGAUUCCGGAUACUCAGAAGCUGAAUCCGGAAGCGUCUAAGAGAAAUCUAUUUGAAGCAGAAGAAGGCACGGCUCGCAGGAAAAUGUCCAUGAGCGAGAUCACCGAUGAGACUGUACUGCACAACAUAGCUAUGGAAGCGUUCAUCAAGGAGUUGGGUUUAGAAGGAGACACGUCCUCGCUGAUAGACGGCGUCGAGGUCAAGGAAGUCACUACGGGAACAUAUAUUAUGAAAGAGGAUUCGAACAAAGAUGUUGCUUUGGUUUAUGUCCUGUCUGGAAGCAUGAUUGUUUCGCAGAGUAUAGCUGAAAACGAUGCUAACGAGGUGAGCAUGUACACAGCGCAUAGCGGAGAAUUUGUUGGUGGAUUGGCCGUGCUCACCGGAGAACCGAGUUAUUUUACCGUUAGAGCUAAACAUAAUGCUCGAAUUGGUUUGAUAUCGAAACCAACAUUUUACAACUUGGUUAAGGAGAAUCCAAAGAUCAUCUUGCACGUGGCGAACUUGGUCAUAUCGCGCUUAUCGCCGUUCGUGAGGCAAGUGGAUUUCGCGCUGGACUGGGUGUUUCACGAAGCAGGUAGAGCCGUUUACAGACAAGAUGAUGAUAGUGAUACUACGUUCGUGGUGUUGUCGGGUCGCAUGCGGUCUGUGAUCACGCACAACGGUGGUAAAAAGGAAUUGGUCGCCGAGUACGGUAAAGGGGAUCUAAUUGGAAUCGUCGAGAUGGUCACGCACACGAAGAGGAGCACCACCGUUAUAGCAGUCCGGGAUUCCGAGUUGGCCAAGUUACCGGAAGGCUUAUUCAACGCCAUAAAGAUGCGGUAUCCGAUCGUGGUCACCAGACUAAUAAAUCUGCUGGGUUUGAGGAUUUUGGGCACCUGGCAGAAUCCGAACAUCAAGAACCUCAGCGCCAAGAGGAUCACGAACAACGCGACGGUAGAGAGCAGACCUACGCAAUUGAACUUCUCCACGGUGGCCAUAGUUCCUGCAUCAGAUGAUAUUCCCAUGACAGCAUUCACAUACGAACUGUUUCACUGUUUGAACGCCCUGGGAGCAACGUCGAGGCUGACCUCGGACGUGGUGAAGAAAGCGUUGGGUUCUUCCAUCAUGGAUCCGAACAAUGAAUACAGGUUAACCUCGUGGUUGGCGCAGCAGGAAGAUCAGCACAAAAUAUGCCUGUACCAGUGUGACAAUUCGUUCAGUGUGUGGACGCAGAGGUGCAUUCGCCAAGCGGAUUGUAUCUUGAUAGUGGGACUCGGCGAUAAGGAACCAAUCGUUGGUAGGAUGGAGCGAGAGAUCGAGAGGGUGGCUCUACGUACUCAAAAAGAAUUAGUGUUGUUGCAUAGAGAGGAGGGUGGAAAGCCGCAGAACACGGUGGCAUGGUUGAACAUGCGCUCGUGGGUAUCUUCGCAUCAUCACAUUCUUUGUCCCAAGAGGAUGUUCUCCAGGAAAUCUUUGUAUAGAAUUAACGAACUUUAUUCGAAAGUCUGUCUAUCGGAACCCAACAUCCAUUCAGAUUACUCACGACUGGCUCGCUGGUUGACCGGUAAAUCGGUGGGUCUGGUCUUGGGUGGUGGCGGGGCCAGAGGAUCCGCUCACAUUGGAAUGAUAAAAUCUAUAAUAGAAGCUGGGAUUCCCAUCGACAUGGUGGGAGGGGUCAGCAUAGGCGCCUUCAUGGGCGCGCUCUGGUGCAAGGAACGCAACAUAACAACCGUUACGCAAAUGGCCCGAGAAUGGUCUAAGAAAAUGACCCAAUGGUGGCGUCAGCUCUUGGACCUGACUUACCCGAUGACCUCCAUGUUCAGUGGAAGAGACUUCAACCAGACGAUACGUGGAACGUUCGGAGAAACGUACAUUGAGGAUCUGUGGUUGCCCUAUUUCACAGUCACCACCGAUAUCUCUGCCUCCUGCAUGAGGGUACAUCAUCAUGGAUCUCUGUGGCGGUACGUGAGAUCUUCAAUGUCAUUAUCUGGAUACAUGCCACCGUUGUGUGAUCCAGUGGAUGGACAUCUUCUGCUCGAUGGCGGAUAUGUUAACAAUCUACCAGCCGACGUGAUGCGCAGCCAAGGCGCUAGUCACAUCAUAGCAAUAGACGUGGGUUCCGUCGAUGACCAGGACCUCACCAACUACGGAGACGACCUCUCCGGUUGGUGGUUGCUAUGGAAACGAUGGUAUCCGUUCACGCAGCCGGUGAAGGUUCCCAAUCUACCGGACAUACAAUCGCGGUUGGCGUACGUUAGUUGCGUUAGGCAGCUGGAGGAAGUGAAGACGAGCGACUACUGCGAGUACAUCCGUCCACCUAUCGACAAGUACAAGACUUUGCAGUUCGGCAGCUUCGACGAGAUCAAGGAGGUUGGGUACCUGCACGGAAAGGCGUACUUCGAUGCCAAGCAGAAGGCCGGCCAGUUACCGUUGUUCGCGAGUACGGAACCCAGGAAGUCGCACCUGUUUCCGCAGCGCCACGUGCUUUCCGGCUACACGUUCACCGAUCUGGCGCAGAUGGUUUGCAAAAUCCGAAGGCCUUACGAGGACGAAUCCUCGAACUCUGACUCGGACGACUACGAUGAAAACGAUGAGAAUCGCGGAUACGUUUCGGAACCCUCGGUCGGAAUCAAUGACAAUACGAAUAAGGAAUAUGACAGACCCUACGGUUCAUUAUCGCUGUCCGAGAACGAGAUGUGAGGAUGUGGGUGCAUUUAAUUAAUUAUUUUUUUUUAUAUACGAUUCAACGAGUAUAAAACCUAAAAGUCCAGUUCGAUCCACAAUAACCGGCGGUGAUAUUAUACUAAU